Messenger RNA from Penicillium cinerascens, 1425 nucleotides. Its product is annotated as phosphoinositide binding protein ATG18. The record is from RefSeq and is a predicted model, not a curated record. The transcript is spliced from 5 exons. The coding region runs from base 136 to 1425 and encodes 429 amino acids. Gene Ontology annotation, biological process: protein lipidation; nucleophagy; protein localization to phagophore assembly site. Lineage: Eukaryota; Fungi; Ascomycota; Eurotiomycetes; Eurotiales; Aspergillaceae. Gene Ontology annotation, molecular function: protein binding; phosphatidylinositol-3-phosphate binding; phosphatidylinositol-3,5-bisphosphate binding. Gene Ontology annotation, cellular component: cytosol; fungal-type vacuole membrane; phagophore assembly site membrane.
AGAUGAUACGCGCUGACCGGUGACGGGCGACUUCUCCCCUCAGCCCCCUAGUCCUCCCAAGCGGGGUCAUCAUCCGCGGCUCUUGUAUCCACCUUCUGGUGACCCGACCACCUGCGCCUAGUACCUGUCGGCAAAAUGACGAUGAACUUCGUGACCUUUAACCAGGACUACAGCUACCUGGCUGUCGCCACCUCCAAAGGAUUUCGCAUAUUCACUACCGAACCAUUUGCCAAGAGCUAUGAGACCAAAGAGGGGAACAUCGCGGUGAUUGAGAUGCUUUUUUCAACCUCCCUGGUUGCUCUCAUAUUAUCGCCCCGUCGUCUACAAAUCACAAACACCAAGCGUCAAAGUACAAUAUGUGAAUUGACAUUCCCAACUACAGUUCUAGCUGUCAAGUUGAAUCGCAAACGUCUCGUCAUCGUGCUGGAGGAUCAGAUCUAUCUCUACGAUAUUCAGACCAUGAAGCUCUUGUCUACAAUUGAUACGUCACCUAACCCACACGCCACCUGUGCCUUGGCACCAUCUUCGGAUAAUUGUUACAUGGCGUAUCCCCUGCCUCAAAAGGCCCCGGCAACGAUGAAGCCACCAGCCCAUGCACCACCGGGAACAACUCACGUCUCGCCAACAACCGGAGAUGUUCUCAUCUUUGAUGCGCAGAAACUCGAAGCUAUCAACGUCAUUGAAGCGCACCGCUCUCCGUUGGCCUGUAUCACACUCAACAGUGAAGGGACUCUGCUUGCAACGGCCUCGGACAAGGGAACGAUUAUCCGCGUUUUCUCAGUUCCCGAUGGUCGUAAACUCUACCAGUUCCGACGUGGCUCUAUGCCCUCACGCAUCUACAGCAUGUCCUUCAACACCACGUCGACACUUCUUUGUGUCUCCUCGUCUACCGAGACCAUUCAUCUCUUCAAACUGAGUCAGCAAGGUCCACCCUCUGAAGGUUCCCCUCCCUCGCAAUCUCCGCCUGCCCGUGAGUCGUAUUACGGGAGCAGUCAUUUUGGGAGCGCGCACGAUGACGAUGAGGCGGGCAGUGAAACCGGAGCGGAUUUGGCAACCCGAAAGCACAACGGCACUUUGAUAGGAAUGCUCCGUCGGACGUCUCAAAAUGUCGGAGGAGCUGUUGCUUCAAGGGUGGGCGGCUACCUUCCCAAGGGCGUGAGUGAGAUGUGGGAACCAGCGCGUGACUUCGCCUGGAUAAAAAUACCACGAUCCAAUCAAGCUCAAGGUGGGAAUGGAGGCGCCAGCCCUCUCCGGAGUGUUGUUGCUAUGAGCAAUAGUUCUCCUCAGGUGAUGGUCGUGACCAGUGAUGGCAACUUUUAUGUCUUCAACAUCGAUCUAUCCAAGGGUGGGGAAGGGACCCUCACCAAACAAUACUCGGUGGUCGAUUCGAAUGACAGACUAGGAAACCCCGCGAUGGACUUCUGA